CUCUGCCCCCCCCCCCCCCCCCGCCCCGCUCUCCUGCAUCCCUCCUGUCCUUCGGCUGUCUCUUUCCUCCCCGACCGUGACUUUGCAGCCCUCGCAGCGGCCCGGUAUUGCUCUCCUACCUGUCUUUGCUGGCAUGUGCCCGGCCCCUUCCCACUGACUGCUUCUUCUUCUCUGCCUCGCAGUUCGCGUUAGGAAACCCCGGUUUCUGAUUAGCCUCUGGGAAAUGUAAAGUCCUCCAGGACCCCGACCCUCUCCUCCUUUGGGACAUCGGAACCAGGUAAUGCGAGUGCACGUCCGACUCCCCUGGCACGCAGCUCACCUGAGGUCUUGCUCUGCCGCCCGACGGGUGCCCCGAACCUCACCUUAUUUUGCCUGUGGCUUGAGGUCCCGAGGGAAGGCUCCCGGUCUCUUCCUUUCUUCUUCCCGCCGGGAGGCCAGACCACAGAUCGGGCCGUCCCCCGCCAGCCCCAGCCGUGCGGCUCACUCGGGUCCUGCUGCUUAUGAAAGCAGUUGGAGGAAAGCUUCGUAUCUGGGCUCCUGAGUCUGCUUCCCCGCAGGAUCUGAAAUCGCCUUCUCGCCCUGUUUUGAUCUCAUGGGUCCCGCGGGUCCAUUACUACUCUGACACAGUAACCACGGAGGGAUGCUUUUGACAAGGAAGAGACACUGCCACGAGUGGAGGGUGGGUCUUCGCCGGAGGGCUUGGCGAGUCAAACUAUCCAGAAUUUUCCCGCUUGGCCUCUGGGCCUUUACACCGGGGCCGUUGGGAAGAGAACAGGGGUCAGGGGGAACGGAACUUGAUCGCAGGGGUGAGAACGCACAUAACGGGUUAGUCUCCGAACCGGGCGGAGAAGCUGUCUGGGCUCCCAUGUCCCUCCAGGGACUCCACGGCUGGGCUCCUGGGCUCCCUGUCUCCACUGCGUCGUGCUCACACCCUGGCACGGGCUCAUGACCCUGGAAAUGCGCUGCAGGCAGGGAGCGGAUGUUUACUUAUUGAACGGGGUGUCUCCCACCGUGCAGGUCUAUAUCCACAUCUUACUUACUCAUUGCAACUCUUUGUGGUAAUACAAUUGGCUCCAUUUCCCAGGCGAGCAAAUGGAGUCUCAAAGGGCUUUGCAGAGACCGGCCGUCAGGGACUUAAGUGGUCCUGUGUUCCGGCGACAUGUGUGAUUGUGCCCUUCCACGGGACGUUUCUCCGGGUCCCCUUUCCCCUCGGCCCUGGCUGGCCCUCACGGUCCCAGGGGGUCAGCCACCCCACAUCACCACCAGCUCUCGUUCCCACUCUGGAGCAGCGUGAAGAUUUUCACUCGAGUGCUUCACUGAACGAUGCCAUUUGAAGUGCGGCUUCUGCUGAUAAGCGUGGGACCAUCUGCUUGGCACAUCUCAAAUAUUUUCAGCAGUGGGAGAGCGGCUCUGAUUUCUCCAGAGAAGGGAGGCUGAAGCCAUCCUUGGAGCUGUGGGGACCGGAGACCCCGCAGGCUGGGCCCCAGGGCCCCAGGAUGCGAACGGACAGCGUCCCCGCUGCCACCUCUGACCCUCCCUGAGCAAAUGGAACUAAAAAUUACCUGAAGAGCCCCUGCCCCCCAGCCUCCUCAUGGAGGUGUCGAACAUGACAUCGUCUGUUGAUGAGAAGUCCAUGAACACCUCGAUUGCCAGGAACACCUCGGUCGGGGACCUGCAUCGGGAAAUCCCGGUCGUGCAUUGGGUGAUUAUGAGCAUUUCCCCUCUGGGCUUUGUUGAAAAUGGGCUCCUCCUCUGGUUCCUCUGCUUCCGGAUGAAAAGAAACCCCUUCACCGUCUACAUCACCCACUUGUCUAUAGCAGACAUCUCACUGCUCUUUUGUAUUUUUAUUCUGUCAGUCGACUAUGCUUUAGAUUAUGAGCUCUCUUCUGGCUAUUACUACACGAUUGUCACAUUAUCGGUGACGUUUCUGUUUGGCUACAACACGGGCCUCUAUCUGUUGACGGCCAUUAGCGUGGAGAGGUGCCUGUCUGUCCUGUACCCCAUCUGGUACCGAUGCCAUCGCCCCAAGCACCAGUCGGCGUUUGUCUGUGCCCUCCUGUGGGCACUGUCAUGCUUAGUGACCACCAUGGAAUAUGUCAUGUGCAUUGACAGUGAAAGACAGGGUCACUCUCGAAGUGACUGCAGGGCGGUGAUCAUCUUUAUAGCCACCCUGAGCUUCCUGGUCUUUACUCCUCUCAUGGUGGUGUCCAGCACCAUCCUGGUGAUUAAGAUCCGCAAGAACACGUGGACGGCCCAUUCCUCAAAGCUGUACAUAGUCAUCAUGGUCACCAUCAUCAUAUUCCUCAUUUUCGCCAUGCCCAUGAGGCUCCUCUACCUGCUGUAUUAUGAGUAUUGGUCAGCCUUCGGGAACUUGCACGACAUUUCUCUUCUCUUCUCCACCAUCAACAGCAGCGCCAACCCUUUUAUUUACUUCUUUGUGGGCAGUAGUAGGAAGAAGCGGUUCAAGGAGUCCUUAAAAGUGGUUCUGACCAGGGCUUUCAAAGAUGAAAUGCAACCCAGGCGCCAGGGAGACAAUGGCAACACCACCACGAUUGAGACUGUGGUCUGAGCACCGUGGCAGGGAACAGUGGACAAAAUGGUGGGACACAGAUCAUUUGUACCUUGUGCUUGGAAUACCACUUCCAUAUGUCCUAAACAAGACACAGAAGGACACCCCAUCCCAUGUGCAUGAGAGACUAAUGAGGAGGCUAGACUGUAUUCUUGCACUGUAUCUUCUGAAAAAGCCUAAAAAUGUGUCGGACCUCUAUCAUUUCUGUACCUAUAAAAAAACAUUUUGUUCCUCCUCAGCUCUUCCAGCAACAUUUCCCCAUGAACUGUAGAAACUACUCUAGCAGGAAGGUUUACAGAUGAGUACAGGAAAAGUUAAUGAAAGCACUUGCUGGAACUUGAGAAGGUGGAGCGAUAUGGCAGGAAGAACAUGGGCUUUGGAGUCAGAUCGACCCUGUCAUUUGCUGCCUGUGUGACCUCAGGCAAGUGGUUUGACCUCUCAGAACCCCAUUUCCUCUCUUAUAAAAUGUUUAAUAGUAAUAGUCCCCAGGCUUGUAGUGAGGAUAAAAUGGGGAGAUACAGUGUGAAUAGCGCUUGACACAUUGUCAACGUUCAAUAAAUGUUAGUCUUUUCCUCACUCCUUGAAGUGGAAGAAGAAAUACACUCUUCUGAUUUGUAACACAUACACAUACAUGCACGCGUGCGUGCAGACACACACACAGCUCUAUUAUAUACAAAUAUUGCUGUGUGUUUUCAAAUGUUAAAUGUAAAUUUAUGAAGGUCUUCUGUCUGCUUGAAGCGUGAAAACCUUUCACAGCACGGCACCUCUACUGAAAACAUCUGCAGAUGUUAUAACAUCCAACUAGCCAUGUGUUAGAGCAUCACCUGAGGUUGUGAAGAAACACAUUUGGCCACCAGUAGAGGAGUUUCACAUGACUUUUCCUUCCCUCUGUGGGAAUGCCUGAUGUAAUGAAAGUCUGUUGGGAAAUCCUUUGCUUGAUAUAAGUUUUCAUGAAUGGAACUCAAUUCAUGACUUUGUGAGGGUGAUUGUGCUUUUGGAGCCUCCCAUCCCACCCCCAUGAAAUGAAAUGAUGAAGUGAUGGGUUAUUUAUGGCCACAAGGUUCUCACCUGCAGCCAGAUGCAGGUUUCUGUGCUUCGGACUUCCUCUCCUCCUGAGCACUUCUUUGCUCUAGUCUUGGGAGAAGGCACCACAGCAGGGGCUGAUGUGAGUGGCCACAUCUCGGAGGGGCCCUGGGCAUUUUUCCCAAGAAAAUCUUUGCAGGGCUUUGUCAGUACCUUAGUGCUCUGCUUGCUUGCCAUGACUUGUGUCUGAGUCUUUAGACAGUGUGUCCUGGGUUUCACCCGUGAAACCCACAGUGGCCCAUAGACUACGUUACUACGUUUCAUCUCAUUCUGCCCCUUCUAGGUGCCCCAUGAAAGUGGCCAUGCUUUGUGUGGGUCUAGGGGAGUAAACUAUUCACUCCCAUAAAUGAGCCCAUUAGGAUUUGUCUUAACCGUUUGUCUCCGAAGGGUCAGAGACGCUGUGAUGAAAGGGUUCUCUGUUGCUGUCUGCUUCAUCUCCAUUUUCUGACUUUGAAAGAAAUGACUGCGUGUGAGCUGAUCAUGGGGGCAACUUCAUUGGGGGAGAUGAUUGAGUCCCUCCCGCCCAGCCGACUUUGGAGGCAAGCGGCUCUUCUGUGGGGGAUGACAUCUGAUUCAGAAACCAGGCAGCUUGCUUUCAGGACCCCAGAUGGGUGUGGAGCACUGACAUUUAGAAUGAUCUUGUUUUUGAUGGAAAACAGAGCAUCUUCCCUGGGACAGAACAGAAUACGGAGGUCAGAGCUCUCUCCUCUGUUUGCCACCAUCCUCCCAGUGCUGUGCUGGCCUCUGGGGCAAUAGAAAGGGAUCUGCCUCAUCUCAUCUCAAAGGGAUAUUUGGUCUCAAAGAGGAACCUGAAGACCCGUGGGAAACAAGGAGUUUUCGCCCACGGAAAAUACGAUGAACUCAUAAGAAGCCUUCAUCAAUUGCCUUCUUGCAGAUAAGGUGGGGAAAUUGAAUGUGACCGUAAAUAUAAAAAUUCUUCUGACCUUUUAAAGAGCAAGGCCUGGCAAACAGGUAGGAUUCAGUUUGUCAGUGUUGUAAGGAUGAAUUCCUCUCUCUUACCUAAACCCAUUCCCUAAAGUGAACUAUAAGAUUAAAACUCAAGCAAGAAGAUUUAAGUCAAUAUGCAUAUAUGGAGAGUUGACUAGCUAAUUUGUACCCCUUGUGCAUUUAGACACUUGGCCUGAGUCAUUGUAGGCCAGGGGGUGCCAUUUCUGAGAAUUCCCUGAGCCUGGGAGGAGCAUGUUCAGAUAUAAUGACUGUCCUUGAUGAAGGGAACAAAUAUGCCUGGACGGUCUGCUCUGCUAAACUCCAUGAUGUGAACAAGCCCCUGUGUUCUAGAAUCAGAGAGGAAGACGCACACGUGUAUCUACAGCUCCAAGAUGGGCACAGAUCAAUGUUGGGGGAGUGUUCUAAACAAAGUGGUGUUGCCAUCAAGAGGAAGGUGAAACCCCACCUUGUGUAGUAAAAAAGGAGUGUUUCAUGGAGGUGUCCUUUUGUUGCUUGAGGGCAGGUAGGAUUUCAGUGGGUCGGGGAGGAGGGGAUCCCCAAAAGAGUGUGGCAUGAGCAAAGGCAGGCGGCAGCGAGGGAGAAGCAGGGCCAGUCGCUGUCACUUGUACGGGCUGGCUGGAGCAGCAGACCUUGGAGAUCCACAUGGUCCUGCUUUCCACCCCACUCCUCUCUCUUUGAUGCCAUUGUCUUUGGUCUUCUGUCAUCACAUUCUUCAAGAUUCUUGGAACAGAGUCCCUGGGCCUCCUCUCCACACCCAUUCUCACUGACAUCCAGCCUGGCCGUGGGUGGUGGUCCAAUUUUGUAUCGCCACAAGUCCCCCACUGGCCUCCAUCAGGUGGCGAGGUGAGCCGGUGACCUCAGCUAUUCUCCUUUCUGGGCUACACUUGAGCCUUACAACAACUCACCAAUCUACUCCCACAAACGAAAAUCCCACAGGUCUGCCUUCUGAUCGUGAUCUCCUGUCCUUCACAUCAUUCACUUUCUGACCCCCACUGGCUUGAACUUCUACCCACUGAGACCACCUGUCCCUGACCUCUGUGCCACAUCUACGUGUACCCUCUGUGUCAUCCCUGUCUCUGUGCAAUGAGACCUCUGGUGUCCCUGACACAGUCACUCUCACUGUCCCCCUUGAUUCCCUUGCCCUUGCCCCCUUGCUCCCCAUUUGCCCUUCGUCUGGUUGUCCCUGACCCAAACCAGGCUGCCGAGCAGCACAAAGAACCCUGGCCAUUUAAGGAAGGAGCAGGGAAGGGCAAGGGAAGAGGUGGGAAGCCUCUAAAUCUGUAGGCUAGGAUUAAAAACGAGAGCUGGAGGGAAGGUGGCCAACUAGAACUCAAGAAAAGAGAUAUUUUCAAGAAAAGUGUGAGCAGUGUGUCCGGUGCCACAGAAGGUGUAGGUAGAAAAGAGCCCAUCGGACACGGCAUUGUGGAGGUCACUCGUGGAGGAGGGCUUCUGCACAGUCAAGGUCUUAACAGCUUGGUCCCUCUUCAUGAAUCAUCCCUGGGCAGCUCUUCCAAACCCUCUCCCUCCUCAUCUCUCCAUCUGACACCUUUCUCCCCACUGCCACUCUUUCCUCACCACCUUGCUUCAUAGAUUACUGAAAGCCAAUCAAGGCCAUUAGGCAACAACUCUCCAAGGCUCUCCUCUGUCCAGGGUAACCUCGCCAACAUUGUCCUUUCUUUCUCUCUUGCCUGAAGAUUUCUCUCCCCUUCCACAUUUUCCUGUCCAUUGCUCUCUCAGAUAGUAGUCUUACUCCUGUAUUAACAACCAAUGUUACUUUUUAAAUUUUGUUUUGUUUUAUUUUAUUUAUUUUAUUUUAUUUUUAUUUAUUUUAUUUUCUGUAAAAAGCCAAGUCCUGAUAGUGGUCUCUAGGCUUCUACAUGACCCAGCUCCCCUAACUCUCCCUGGGGUUAGUGGGGAUCCUCUUCCAGCCACACCUGCUUCCUAGGAAUCCUGUGAAGAUGCCAAGUGCCCUCCCACCUAUGGGUUUUCACUUUGAUGAGCUUUGAUGUUCAUUCUACUUGGAUUGUCCUCCCCCCACGCCAGGUUCCUGCUCACCUCCCCUCUUCCCUCAGGCUUCUGGUCAGAUGUCACCUCAGCAGGGAGGUGCCCCCCACCCCCCUCACCCCCCCAUGGCCACCAGCCUCCCAUCUCUCCCCACCUGGCUCCGUUUCUCCUCAGAGCUCAUCGCAUUGUCCUGUUGCUCGUCCCUCUGUAGGUUUGUGCAUUCUGGAGGAUACGCUGCUGGAGGGCAGGACUUCCUUUUGCUCGUGGCUGUGGCUCCAGCCCCUGGAGGAGCAGGCGCUCCUUACUUGCUGUGGUGGUGGGAUCAAUGCUCCCUCCCAAGCUCGGGUCACUCCCAUCUUAACACAAACCAACCGUCAAAAAACAAAAGCCAAUCCCUCUAGUCCUAUUCAGCUUCUGUCUCAUCUCCCUUUCUUCACAGACAACCUUCUGGAAAGGCUCCUCCACACUUGCAGUAUGGACUUUCUCAGCUAUGGUUCAUCCCUCCACACAGAAUCCAGCCCAGCUUGGAAUACGAGUGACCUCCAUAUUGCCGUGUCUGACAGGCUCUUUUCUACCUACCCCUUCUGUGGCACCGGACACACUGCUCAUAAUUUUUUUGAAAAUAUCUCUUUUCUUGAGUUCUAGUUGGCCACUUUCCCUCUAGCUCUCAUUUUUAAUCCCAGCCUACCGAUUUGGAGGCUUUCCACCUCUUCCCUUGCCCUUCCCUGCUCCUUCCUUAAAUGAUCGUGUUUUCCAUGAUUCAGAGGCUGGACCUCUGCUCUCUCAUUCUGCACAUUCUCCCUUGCUUUCUUGAUCCAUAAUGGCUCACCUAUCCACGACGCUCUCAUCCCUCUGAUUGACCAGACUCUGCUGGGCUCCAGUCCUGUGUAUCCAACCACCUAAAGGACACUUGGACUCGAUGCCAGGUGCACCAUUCUUUUUAUAUUCCUUUCUCAGUGAAUGACACCAAUAGUCACCCUGUCACCCCAGCGAUGCUCUUCCCUUUGCAUAGAUUGCUCUUCCCUCUUCAUUUAUCCAUCUACAUCCUGUUCAUAUGUCAGCCACUCAGGAGCACUUUCCUGGGACCCAAGUUCCUGGGUGGCCAUUUCCCACCUUCUCUUUCUCAGUCUCUCACUGUCUCCUUCUUGCCCUUACUCUCAGCUGAUGGUUUGCUUUCUUUUUCACAAGUAUAGAAGCAACUAGAAGAAAUCUUCCACAUCUUACCCAUAUCACAUCUAUAGAUCUAGCUGCAUUUCUUUGCACGUAGGCUCCCUUUUUACUCUGAGGGAACUCAAGGUGCCCUUGGCUAAGGGGAGCCCCCACCCCUGUGUGAGGUACAAUUUUGGUAGGUACAAUUUUCACAGAAAAAUUAUUCCAAAAAUUAUUAACUUUUUCCUGUGACUGAACAUGAAAAUUUGUCACUUCUCAAGGAUCUAUGGGUUGACUGAGCUUAGCUGUGUGCUGUCCAAUUGGGGUCUCUUGUAGCUGCGGCCAGAUGUUGGUGGAGGCAGCAGGGGUCUGAAGGCUGUACAGGGUGGGGCAUCCAAGAUGGCACACUCUUAGCGUUGAUAGAUGGCCGUGGGCUCAGUUGGAGAGAUUGUCCAGAGUUCUUACACUUGACCUCUUGGUGUGGCUAGAGUUUCUUACAACAUGGCAACUGUCUUCUGACAGGAACCUUCUUGAGAAUGAACUUUUCCAAGAGGCCAAAAAUCAACUGCUGUUUUCCCACUUAAACCAAUCAGCAUGUGGUUGAAACUACAAGUUUUUUCCC
Herpailurus yagouaroundi (jaguarundi) is the source of this 8396-nucleotide messenger RNA. It is a transcript of the gene MAS1, whose product is annotated as MAS1 proto-oncogene, G protein-coupled receptor. The transcript has 2 exons. Gene Ontology annotation, biological process: G protein-coupled receptor signaling pathway. The record is from RefSeq and is a predicted model, not a curated record. Gene Ontology annotation, cellular component: plasma membrane. Bases 1592 to 2569 code for a protein of 325 amino acids. Gene Ontology annotation, molecular function: angiotensin receptor activity. NCBI's taxonomy places the organism in Eukaryota, Metazoa, Chordata, Mammalia, Carnivora, Felidae.